Molecule: messenger RNA, 873 nt
Organism: Pleurotus ostreatus (oyster mushroom)
Lineage: Eukaryota; Fungi; Basidiomycota; Agaricomycetes; Agaricales; Pleurotaceae
Exons: 2
Coding region: 1-873 (290 amino acids)
Source: RefSeq, a predicted model, not a curated record
AUGACGUACAUCGGGGACUGCGUCUUCAUAAAAAACCUGUCAAAGCACAAGUUUCAAGCCUUCAUCUCCAACGAUAACGGAGGUAGCGCCGCCUGGCACACCUUGGCCGACUCCUUCAAGUCCGGCAGAUGGGGACGCUCUGGGUGGGAUGUAAUAGUCUUCAGAAAUGAGAAGGACACAUGGCGCAAGGGCGUCUACAUGUAUAUCAAGGACGUCACCGUCUACAUCACGAUCCAUGGUCCCGACGACAUUCGCAUCGAGUAUGGACGAGACAGCUGCGCUGCAAUUAGCACCGUAAUUAUGCCUCUGUUGCCAGAAUUCGACCUCGACUCUGGGGGUCCAAAUACGCGCCAUCGACGCCCAUCUUCCCAGCCCUACAUCGGCGACUGCGUCCUCAUCAGAAACGCAUCAAGCAAGCGGUUCCAGGCGUUCGUAUCGAGUCACAAUGGGGGAUCCAACAGUUGGUUCACCUUGACUAAGUCGUUCAAGGAUGGCAGGUGGAAUCGCUCGGGAUGGGAGGUCAUUGUGUGCAGGAACGCGGAGGAUACGUGGCGCAAGGGUAUGUACAUCCACGUCAAGGAUGUCACCGUGUAUGUCACAGUCAAGGGAGUUGAUCAUGUCGAGUUCGAAUAUGGGAGGGAGAGUGUCGAGACCGAACACAGACGGGACGAUGUCGAAACCGAAGACGGAGGGAACAAUGUUCAUAGGAAAAAGGUUGGGCGUCAGAUUGAGAUGGCGGAGGCGGGCCUGGCCUCGCCAGUGACUACCUUCCAGGAGAAAGACAACGAGUCAGAAACACCAUACAACGACUAUCAGCCGUCCCCUAAAGAAUUCGGGGCGCAAGAUAUCCAAGGAUUCGACGGGUGGGCCUAG